CUUUGCGUGAAGGACACUUUGGUCACCUCUGUCCACACACUUUGCCUUAAUUUCAUUUUAUUUUAAUUUUACGUCUAUUUACCGAGUCCGCGAGGAUUUCCAACGAUACCGGAUUUAUGUUUUCUGACAUGGUGUCCAAGUUGACAUCGCUUCAGCAGGAGCUCCUGAGCGCCUUGUUGGACUCGGGGGUCACCAAGGAUGUACUGGUCCAGGCGCUGGAGGAUUUGUGUCCAUGUCACCCUGAAUUCGGAAUAAAAGUGGAAAAACCUUUAUCCCCAGGUAGUGCCCACGGCGGCAGCGACUCUAAUGAUUCAAAGCCGGUGUUUCUGACUCUGAGCAGCGUGCAGGGUAAAGGGAGCAAACUGUCCGGUGAUGAAGGCUCGGAUGACGGGGAUGAGUUUGACACGCCGCCGAUCCUGCGGGAGCUGCAGUCUCUGAACACGGAGGAGGCGGCGGAGCAGCGCGCUGAGGUGGAGCGCAUGUUAUCAGAGGACCCGUGGAGGGUCGCGCGCACUGUCAAAGGCUACAUGCAGCAGCACAAUAUUCCCCAGCGCGAGGUGGUUGAUGUCACGGGUCUCAAUCAGUCGCACCUGUCGCAGCACCUGAAUAAAGGAACACCGAUGAAGACUGCCAAACGAGCCGCGCUUUACACCUGGUAUGUCCAGAAACAGCGCGAAAUCGACCGACAGUUCGAUCGUGUUCAGGGCUCUGACCCCAUUGACUCAGGCAGUCAGGAUCAGGUCCUGUUUUUUUUCCCAGAAUUCAACCAUGCCGGACACAGCUUGGGGGCAGUGGGAGGUUCAGGGGGGCCACUCAGAGAAGAGGGGGAGCCAGGCUCUAAGAGAGUGAGGCGAAACCGCUUCAAAUGGGGUCCAGCAUCUCAGGAAAUCCUCUACCAGGCUUAUGAACGACAGAAGAACCCCAGCAAAGAAGAGAGGGAGGCGCUGGUGGAGGAGUGCAACAGGGCAGAGUGUGUGCAGAGGGGUGUGUCACCCUCUAAAGCUCAUGGACUGGGUUCUAAUCUGGUCACAGAGGUUCGGGUAUACAACUGGUUUGCUAACCGGCGUAAGGAAGAGGCCUUCAGACAGAAGCUGGCGAUGGACACGUAUACUCCCCACAGCAUGAACCCCCUGAUGUCUCAUGCAUCCUCACACACCCAACACCAUCACAGCAACUCAGAUUCAAAACUGAGGUAUAGUCAACAAGGAACCAGUGAGGUCACUUCUUCGACAACCAUCAGUCACCAUGGUAACAGCCAUUCAGUAUUGCAACAGGUGUCUCCAGGUAGUCUGGACCCCUGCCACAGCCUGUUAUCAACGGAUGGCAAAAUGAUCACGGUGUCAGGUGGAGUCUUGCCUCCUGUGAGCACUCUGACCAACAUUCAUAGUCUUUCUCAGUCGUCUCAUCAUCACCAGCAAGCACAGAACCUCAUUAUGAGUUUGGCUGCUCAAAGUUUGACAUCUCCUCAGUCUCAGAGUGUGCCAGUCAUCAACAGUGUAUCUGGACUCACCACCCUGCAGCCCAUGCAGUUCCCCCUGAGCACCAGCCUGACACCACUGACCACAGCACACAUCUCCACACAGCCCUUCACACAGUCUCACAUGUAUUCUCCCAAACAGGAAGCUGCUCAGUUUUCCCAUCCCCCUCGAUACACGACAAUGGACACCAGCACCAUCACACACCUGGGCUCCAGCAAGCAGUGUCCUUUGCAGGCCUGGUGAAUGAACACACCAGAGUGAGAACUUCUCGGCAGCUUAGCAACAGCAGUGCCUGACAUCUGCAUUCAUCAGUUACUGUGGAAACCUCCCAGUGUGGAGAACCAACAGGAGCGACACUGCCUCUGGAUUGUACGACAAAUGAGUAAUUGUGAUUUAUAUCUUACACCUUUAAGCCAUAGCGGAUGACAGAAUAAACUGAUGGAACUUGCUGGAACAAUUGAAUACUGAGCCAAAGGUUUCACACCAGCCAAUUUUGGCUGAUGAAAUCUUCCAAUAUACUGUAAAUACAAUCUGAUGAAGAAAUAUAGUUUGUUAUAAAAUACAAGGUCAACCUUUCAAGCAAAAACACAAAAAUAGUCAGUCAACCACGGAUGAGAUUUUGUUUUCUACAGACAUUGUUUGAGAUUUUAGAUGUAUCCCAUAUUUUAAAAUAAAAAUAAAAAUCAUCAUAUUACCAUGUAAAUUCACAUUCAUCAGUAGUAUCUCCAUUUCAAUACACAUUGCACAUAAAAGUUAUCCCAAAAGAUGCUACAAUUUCUUCUCAGGGACUGAUUUCACACUACUCCAUUGUAGCUAAUAUUAUGAAAAUGUAUAUAACUGACUAAAGCUGUGCUUUUUUAUAUACAGUAUGUUUUGGAAUCACCUCAAUCAUAUUUAUAUUUGUGUAAAAUUGACUGAAAUAAUACAUUUUUGAAGAAUG
Myxocyprinus asiaticus (Chinese sucker) is the source of this 2418-nucleotide messenger RNA. RefSeq names its product hepatocyte nuclear factor 1-beta-B-like. The transcript is spliced from 9 exons. Gene Ontology annotation, cellular component: nucleus. The coding region runs from base 117 to 1721 and encodes 534 amino acids. The record is from RefSeq and is a predicted model, not a curated record. Gene Ontology annotation, biological process: insulin secretion; regulation of transcription by RNA polymerase II; liver development. Lineage: Eukaryota; Metazoa; Chordata; Actinopteri; Cypriniformes; Catostomidae. Gene Ontology annotation, molecular function: RNA polymerase II cis-regulatory region sequence-specific DNA binding; DNA-binding transcription factor activity, RNA polymerase II-specific.